AUGUCGAUAACACCAUCCUCAUCGAAAGCUGCACCUCGCACUACCAAACGCUCCUCCACCCUCGCUGACCUUGCACUCCAGGACCCAACCUCCUCCCGCAUCCGCCUCCUCCCCCCACAUGCCCUCUCAGCGAAGUACACCCACUCGACCCCCCUGAGCGCGCACCAUUCCUGCGUCAAUGCGUUGGCCGUGUCGAAUCUGGGUGGUCAAUGGCUGGCUAGUGGCGGUGAUGACAAGAGGGUCUUGUUGUGGAGGGCCACUGCCGAUUUGACCAAGGAGCAGCCGAGGGCGAGUUAUAUCGGGUCAGGGGUGCGUCACGGUUCAGCUCUUCACUACUGUCGGGUUUGAUGGCGUCAGCAUCUCAGUCGGAGAUGGAUUGUUGAUCAAUCGGAACAUGUCUGAUCCCUCGAUAUUUCUUCGCCUCAGAGCAACAUCUUCUCCAUCGCCUUCUCGUGCGACGACCGCAAACUCUUCUGCGCCGGCAACGACCACAACGUGCGAAUGUACGACCUCGAGGCCCACCCACCCUCAACAUCGAACGAGACGGAGCGAGGACAUCGGGCUUCGGGGAUGUGGGAAGCUCACGAUGUGGGUCCAUGAACUCUGCACUACGGUGUGUCCGAGCGGCCAGGGACUGACAUUUGGACCCGUUCACCCGCGCAAAUUCUUCCAAUCAGGAUGCCGUCCAUCGGGUCAGGUGCCAUCCAAUGAACCCGGAUCUCUUCAUGUCGGCCUCGUAAGCCUGUCGAACCCACUUCAAGGACGACAUUGUUUCAAGCUACUGAUACCACGUCGCUGAGGCCUGCACAGCGACGAUGGCAUCCUCAAUUCCUACGAUCUACGCGUCCCUGGAGGCAGCGUCAACGUCGGGGUCGUCAACGUGCUCGGCGACCCAACUGCUGAAUUGUGCGACGUCGCCUACCACCCUCAGCAGCCCGAUACCUUGUUCGCGACCGCCAACAGUCGAGGAGCUCUCUUGCUGCACGACACGAGGAUGACGACGAGCCCUACCUACCUGCUGACCAAAAAGUUUGCCGUUCAAGAGGUCAGUCCCACACCCUCUUGGCUGAACAUUGCCUUUCCCUCAUUGUCUCACCCGGCGACUUCUCCGCGCAGUUCCACUCGAACCUCAUUCGAUAUCCAUCGGGUUCCAACACAACCGCCUCCGUUGAAACGGCAUCGCCAUCCAUCUCUUCCAUCUCCUUCUCUCCUAACGGCUCGCUCCUCUCGGCCACCUUGACCGGCUAUCUGCCGACAUUUUACGAGAUCUCUUCUCCUCUGCCGUUGUUCACCGUAUCAUCACCACCUCCACCUGCAACUGAGGUCACCUCUUCAUCCCGGACUCUCGAAGACACUGUUCCCAUGUAUCACAAUGGUGUCACAGUCAAGCACGGUGGCUUUGGAGGGGACGAAUCGGGAGGGGGUGCGCUGAGAUACGCCGAAGUGACGAUGAUGAGGAGGAUGAGGAUGAGGAUGGCGAAGAAGAGUUUGGAGAUGAGCUCGUACACUCCGAGGAAGACCCCGAUGAGGACUUGGAGGAGCAGCUUAUCGAACAGGACUCGGACUCGGGCGUCGACCCAGACGGAUACCCUUAAUCGAGCAACGAUGGCCAUUUACUUGACUUGUACAAAUCCUCAUAUGUACAUUUUGCAUUUGCAUGAUAGUUCGGUUUCGUAUUCGGAUCUUCACGCUGGCCUUCGGAGGCAAGCGAGAGCAGUCGCCCUGA
Molecule: messenger RNA, 1726 nt
Organism: Microbotryum saponariae
Lineage: Eukaryota; Fungi; Basidiomycota; Microbotryomycetes; Microbotryales; Microbotryaceae
Source: the annotation of a GenBank genome assembly